Messenger RNA from Aspergillus fumigatus Af293, 1257 nucleotides. RefSeq names its product protein gprD (gene gprD). Gene Ontology annotation, biological process: adenylate cyclase-activating G protein-coupled receptor signaling pathway. Gene Ontology annotation, cellular component: plasma membrane. Gene Ontology annotation, molecular function: G protein-coupled receptor activity. The transcript has 2 exons. The coding region runs from base 1 to 1257 and encodes 418 amino acids. NCBI's taxonomy places the organism in Eukaryota, Fungi, Ascomycota, Eurotiomycetes, Eurotiales, Aspergillaceae. The record is from RefSeq and is a predicted model, not a curated record.
AUGACUAGCUUGGUUCGAACGCUGCUCCUGUUGCGAAGCGAGAAUGGCGACAAACCGUACCUCACCUCUCGUUCUCAGGAAGCUCAGCCGCCGACAUUCGCUGACGAGCCUCUGAUGGGGAGCCUUCGGGCGGGCUUCAUUGCAAUAGGAGCAGUCGCUCUCUGCUCGUGGAUCGUUACAUUCUCGCUCAUUUCGUUCCUCACGUACCGAUUCAUUUUCUGGCAGCGUUACCACAAGCGUCCUCUUGCGCACAAUCAAUACGUCUUGCUCAUCUAUAAUCUCCUUCUCGUUGACAUCCAACAAGCGACGGCCUUCUUGCUCUGCCUGCACUGGUUCGCCCGUGGCGGUGUAAAUUAUCCAAGUGCGGCUUGCGUUCUGCAAGGGUGGUGGAUUCAGACCGCAGAUCCAGGAAGUGGUCUAUUCGUGUUGGCCAUUGCGAUACAUACCGGUGCAGUUGUGCUACGUGGGCGACAAUUACCAUAUACGACGUUUGUCUGGUGUGUCGUUGGGCUCUGGGCCUUUAUCAUUCUGCUCGGAUUGAUUGCCGUCGGAUUGUACGGCUCAAGGACCUCUGUGAUUUCGGAAGCCGGCUGGGGACACUAUGUAUGGAUUUUCCUUUCCGAAUUUGGCACCAUCCUUCUGUACGGCAUCAUGUUUUUCUACCUCCGGCGUCAGAUGAAACAAGCGGCGGCCCUUCGACAGAACCACCAGGAAAGCCUCAACCGCUUGAACCGAGUCGUGGUGUACAUGGUUAUCUAUCCUCUGGUAUACGUUCUUCUCUCCCUGCCUCUGGCUGAAGGGCGAAUGUCGACGGCCCGACAUGUCGUUCCCAGCAAGGAAUACUUUGCCGCCGCCGGUGCCCUCAUGGCUCUAUCCGGACUUGUGGAUGUCGUCGUGUACACCUUGACCCGGCGGCAUCUGCUCCUGGACACCGAGGUCAGCACGUCGGAUCGCUACUACGCGCACACGGGCUCGAACCUGUACAACACGCACGUCAGCACCACCGUGGCGGGCCCCGAGAGCAAGAAGUCUCGGGUCAAGUCUCGCCUCCGCCGCGGGAUGCAGAGCAUCAACGAUACGGUGCUCGAUGACCGCGGCGACUCGACAGAAGACAUUGUGCCGAAAGGCCCGAAAGGCGCCGCCAUGGAGCUGGGCCAUAUGGCCCACGGCGUGUACCAAGAAACGACUAUCGAGAUCACGCACGAAGCCGCAGAGCCGGAGCAGGCAUUACGCAAGCCCAAUCGACUUAGUCGAUAA